Acanthaster planci (crown-of-thorns starfish) is the source of this 1301-nucleotide messenger RNA. RefSeq names its product lutropin-choriogonadotropic hormone receptor-like. Lineage: Eukaryota; Metazoa; Echinodermata; Asteroidea; Valvatida; Acanthasteridae. Gene Ontology annotation, cellular component: plasma membrane. The record is from RefSeq and is a predicted model, not a curated record. Gene Ontology annotation, molecular function: protein binding; G protein-coupled peptide receptor activity. Gene Ontology annotation, biological process: hormone-mediated signaling pathway; adenylate cyclase-activating G protein-coupled receptor signaling pathway; activation of adenylate cyclase activity.
AUGAUUUGGGUACUUUUCGAAAAUGAUGCUAGUCCUAAACUGCCUGUAAUUGAAGACGGGGCUUUUGAUGACAUCGCUGACAAUUUGACAUUUCUGUACGUGAAUGACUAUCGGUUUUGCUGUUUCUUCGGUGCAACUAUUCAAGAAAAUUGCCGUGAGUGGUUUGAUAUUCCCGAGUUGUUUAGCUGCAGCCAGCUCGUACCUAACUACGUCUUGAAAGUCUUCAUGUGGAUCUUAGGUAUCAGUGCAGUAGUUGGCAAUAUCCUUGUCAUGGUUUGGAGGUGUCGUGAAAAGGUAGCAAGCCGUGCUAGUUUAAUGAUAAAUUCUUUUCUAGUGUUCAAUUUGGCAUCUGCCGAUGCACUGAUGGGGCUGUACAUGUUGAUUAUAGCGGGAGCUGAUGCAUUUUACGGUUCUCGUUAUUUUGAGGUGUCGGGGGAGUGGCGGGCCAGUGCUGCUUGCAAAGUGGCUGGUUUCAUUUCCAUGAUAGCCAAUGAGACAUCAGUGUUCUUCCUUGUCUUCAUCAGCAUCGCUCGAUUCAUGUUUGUCGUUUUCCCGUUUGUCAGUAAUCGCCAUCUCAGCUUUAAGGUUGUUAAGGUUGCUGGUUGCAUCAUUUGGCUAGUAACGGUCAUAAUUGCCGUGGUAUCCACUGUAUUGUCUUUGGAUGAGGAGUCUAGCGCCUACGGUCUCUCUGAUGUCUGCAUCGGUUUGCCUCUGACGACUAGAGUGACUGGUUUUGAGAUAAAACAACAACGUAUUGACGUUGGUGGAAUUGGUGAGGUGACAUACAGCAGACCAGUUCCUACCAGCACUUCGGCUACCUGGGUGUUUUCCAUCGUCUUAUUUCUAGGUGUCAACCUCUUCUCUUUCUGCGUCAUCCUUGCCUGUUACAUCUCCAUCUUCGUCAAGGUAAAAGUGGCAUCCAGUCGAGUGCGCAGCCGCAGUGCACGGGAUGAGAGCGAGGUUCGUAUGGCAGUCAAGAUGGCGGCGAUUGUCUUGACUGAUUUCUUGUGUUGGAUCCCUGUCAUUAUCAUGGGUAUUCUCUUCCAAGCCGGUGUUGUGAAGAAUAACCCUGAAAUCUUUGUCUGGAGCGUUGUUUUCAUUCUUCCAAUCAAUUCCUCCAUCAAUCCAUAUCUCUAUACAUUCCUGGAUAUUUGUAUCAAGCAAAAUCGAGAGCAGAAAGUAUCAAAGAUCGCCAAGAAGGAAGAAAUAGAAGCAAAGCUUUGCCCUCGAAUAAAACAACCACAACCACAAAUGAAUGACUAAAUAUAUGGAAAAUUUAUAUCUAGAAAAGAGAGCGCCAG